AUGCUGCACCUGAAAGUCCAGUUUCUGGAUGACUCCCAGAAGAUCUUUGUAGUUGAUCAAAAAUCCUGUGGAAAAGGGCUGUUCAACCUCACCUGCAGCCACCUUAACCUUACGGAGAAGGAAUACUUCGGGCUGGAGUUUCGCAGCCAGGCUGGGAACCACGUCUGGUUGGAAGCACUAAAACCCAUAACAAAGCAAGUCAAAAUGGACCCCGGCCAUCUGAGAGAAGAGCUGACCAGGUACCUCUUCACCCUCCAGAUCAAGAAGGACUUGGCACUGGGACGGCUGCCCUGCAGCGACAAGAGCGCGGCGCUGCUCGUCUCCCACCUGCUGCAGUCCGAGCUGGGCGACUUCCACGAGGAGACGGACCAGCAGCACCUGGCGACCCACAGGUACUUGCCCAACCAGGAGUACUUGGACAACAAGAUCAUGCACUACCACCGGCGACACGGCGGGAAGACGCCGGCUGAGUCAGAUGUUCAGCUGCUGGAUGUGGCCAGGAAGCUGGAGAUGUACGGGAUUCGCCCGCACCCCGCCAGUGAUGGCGAAGGGACACAGAUCAACCUGGCCGUGACACACAUGGGGGUGCUGGUCCUGCGGGGCAAUACAAAGAUCAACACGUUCAACUGGUCCAAAAUUCGCAAACUGAGUUUCAAGAGGAAGCAUUUUCUCAUCAAGCUCCACGCAAAUAUCUCUGCGCUGUGCAAGGACACACUGGAGUUCACCAUGGUGAGCCGGGAUGCCUGCAAGGCUUUCUGGAAGAUGUGCGUGGAGUACCAUGCUUUCUUCAGGCUGUCUGAAGAGCCCAAGUCAAAGCCCAAAGCCCUUCUGUGCAGUAAGGGCUCCAGUUUCCGCUACAGUGGGAGGACACAGCGGCAGCUGCUGGAGCAUGGGAGGAAGGCGAAGAUGAAGAGCCUGCCCUUUGAGAGGAAGCACUAUGCAUCCCGCUAUGAUGAGAGGCAGUGCCGCUCCUCCCCGGACCUCCUGACAGAUGUCUCCAAGCAGGUGGAGGAGCUGCGCCUGGCCUACGGCAGCCGGGGCUCCUACCCUGCCACCGGGGCGGCCACCUCAGAGCCCACACUGGACAGCCAACGCCGGAGCUCCGCCGUGGAGGUGAUGUUUGCUGCCGAGCUGGAGCGCUCCAAGCCCGAAGCAUCCCCUGCCUUCCUGCCCCACUCCAAAAGCUCGUCUGCCUUCCCCCUGCUCUAUGCCCAACUGGAGCUGGAGCGGGCAUGGGAGCCCAUCGACCUCUUUGGUGCCAGGAACCCCUUGACAUCCUUUCGGCCCCACCACCAGUUCGCUGGGAACAGUAAAAGCACCUCAGUGGGCAACAUGCGGGAAGUGAGUGCCCGGCCACUGGUGUACAUGGAUGUGCCGUGCCCCCCACCCAUGGCUGCCCCGGCCCCGCAGAUCCUCUACUACCUGGACCAGCCACCACAGCCCCCGUGCCAUGUGCUGGCACCCGGCAAGGACACAGCCAGUGCAUGCAGCCCUGCAGCUGCAAAACCCCUCAGACGGAGCCCAAGUGGGACCUGGGCUGGGGAGUUUCAUCGUGAGGCUGUGUGCAUGGCAGCAAGCACAAGUGUGGUCCCAGCAGGGGAGAACAGGUUGCUGGCUCGCUCCUUUGAUUAUGGCCUUCAGGAGCAGCCACCCAAGCGGUCUUGGAGCCAGUCGGACAUGAAAACCAUCCGCUUCCCCUAUGGCUCUGAGUUCAGGCCCCUGGGGCCAUGUCCCAUGCUGAGCAGCCGCAAAGUCUUUCGGCACGUGCCGGCACAGCAAGGGCUGGCACUGGGGCCGCGGCACUCCGCCGAACGCUACGUGGGCAGCAGCACUGAGUCCAGUGAUUCUGACUCAGACCUCCUGGCUGCCGACUACUGCUCCCUGUACGGCCGGAUGCUGCGGUCGCCCAUGGCCCGGGUGCGGCUAUCCUCUGGCAGCCUCCAGCUGGAUGAAGAGGAUGAGGAGGUGUCCUUUGCCACCAGUGCUGCUGAAGAGAGGACUUCCAGGGGGGCCUCCAGGUAUUUCACCUAG
Cariama cristata (Red-legged seriema) is the source of this 2031-nucleotide messenger RNA. It is a transcript of the gene FRMD7, whose product is annotated as FERM domain containing 7. Lineage: Eukaryota; Metazoa; Chordata; Aves; Cariamiformes; Cariamidae. The record is from RefSeq and is a predicted model, not a curated record. Gene Ontology annotation, molecular function: guanyl-nucleotide exchange factor activity. Gene Ontology annotation, cellular component: cytoskeleton. The transcript is spliced from 12 exons. Bases 1 to 2031 code for a protein of 676 amino acids.